AUGGAGGAGGAUAUUAGGGCCUUGGCUGUGAAAUGUAAAGGUCAGUUUACAAGGUUACAUAUCUCUUGUAACCUCCAUCAAUUUGGAGAUAAUACCCAAGGCUGUACCAGUGCAGGUCCUCACUUUAAUCCUCUAUCCAAAAAACACGGUGGGCCAAACGAUCAAGAGAGGCAUGUUGGAGACCUGGGCAACGUGACUGCUGGCAAGGAUGGUGUGGCCACCGUGUCCUUGGAAGAUUCUCUGAUCGCACUCUCAGGAGACCAUUCCAUCAUUGGCCGCACAAUGGUGGUCCACGAGAAACGAGAUGACUUGGGCAAAGGUGGCAAUGAAGAAAGUACACAGACGGGAAACGCCAGGAGUCGUUUGGCUUGUGGUGUCAUUGGGAUCGCCAGGUAAAUAUUCCCUAGGAUGUGAUCUGAGUCCUAGUAGCUCCUAUGUUACCUUGCUAGUUGUAGAAAUUUAACUUGAUAAACAUUAAACACUGUAACCUUAAAAGUGUAA
Callorhinus ursinus (northern fur seal) is the source of this 501-nucleotide messenger RNA. RefSeq names its product superoxide dismutase [Cu-Zn]-like. The record is from RefSeq and is a predicted model, not a curated record. Gene Ontology annotation, biological process: superoxide metabolic process. NCBI's taxonomy places the organism in Eukaryota, Metazoa, Chordata, Mammalia, Carnivora, Otariidae. Gene Ontology annotation, molecular function: copper ion binding.